Molecule: messenger RNA, 2305 nt
Organism: Xenia sp. Carnegie-2017
Lineage: Eukaryota; Metazoa; Cnidaria; Anthozoa; Malacalcyonacea; Xeniidae
Product: protein ABHD8-like
Exons: 5
Coding region: 1178-1855 (225 amino acids)
Source: RefSeq, a predicted model, not a curated record
ACGAUAGGAAAGGGGUAUUGAUGAAAGUCGUGUGUAUCUAAUGGCUCUGGCUUUCUUCAUCAGGACCAAUGUGGAAUAAUUCGUUCAGCUUUGUUCGUCUCCGGAAAUCAAGUCCCAUGUCUUCAGUCUGUACCUAUUUGGUUCGUACAAUCGUUUAAAACGAUUGUUUAGCUCGUUAGAAAGGGAAAUACGCAGCGGCUGCAAGCGACUUAAAAAUGGCGAUUCAAAAUUUUUUGCUCUUCAAUAGAGAUGCACUUUGAUCACCUAUUUCGACAAUCUUGUUAAAACAAACACAGUCUAAAUUAUUCUGUAAACAUAAAUAAGGCCUGUAAUGAGUUAAUAUCAUUUUUGUAAAAUAACUGGUAAAUAUAGAUAAGGUGAUCGGAACAAGUAAUGAGCAUCCAAAGAGACUUCCGACAGGCUUUCCUAUAGCUUAUUUGAUUUCUGAGGACUUCCCUCCGGUGAAAUAUUGAAAAAUUGCUCAAUACGCCGGUUUCCUUCAUCAAAAAAAAAGGGUGGCCUUGUCUGGGACUUGCAGCAAGGAAUGUAUGAUUUUGGGGUUGAAUUCCCUAUCCACUCCAUCCAGACUCCAUCCACUCCGAAAUGUAAUAAUCAAGAGAAUUAGUAAAAUAAAUUUGAUGCGACAAAUGCGUUAACAUAAAUUAUAAUAUUUAUGAUUGAUGUCGCUUAGAUACCACAUAAUAACAAUGUUUGUGUUUGGAAGAAUUCGUUAUGGCACAAAAAAAAUCGAACAUUUUUCUAAAAUUAUGCUUUGGUCUGUGUCACUUUCAAGUGAAUCAAAUUAAACGCGUAUAUCCGAACAUUUAUGACAAAGAAUGAGAAGUGUGUAUUAGCUCGGAAAAGCCAAAUGUGUUGCUCUUGGCCUAAGGCAAACCGUGUGCAUGCUGAAACUGUAAACCAGAACAUUGAGGUCCGCGAGGGCGAUGGUUACAUGUCGUUGUCCGCAAUCCAAAAUUGUGUAUUGUGUCUGAAGGUUGUGGUCGUGAAAACCUUCCGACAUCCCAAGUUAAUGGUUAUCAAUUGUCAAACGAAAGGACUUGCCACCUUGUGGUGUUUUUCAUUCAUGGUGUUGGUGGAAGUUCUGCUAUAUGGAAUGAACAAGUGGAGUAUUUUUCAAACUUGGGAUAUAGGGUUGUUGCCCCUGAUAUAUUAGGACAUGGUGGCAGUGCAACUCCACAGAACUCAGCCUUCUAUACAUUCACCGAACUCUCCUAUGAUAUGUUUGCUGUAUUUGAUCGCUUUCGAAAUGAAAAGAAGAACAUCCUUGUUGGACAUUCAUAUGGCUGCUCAUUUUGUGCAAAGAUUGCUUCAAGCCACGCCAAGUUUCAAAAUGAUCCUAAUCAGUGGUGGUGGACCAAUACCAUUGAAUCCACCACCAUGCCACUUCUUCUGUCUACCUUCAAUAAUCCUUGCAUGUCUUAAAUCAUGUGUAAUAUGGAGAUUUCAAAGAAUGAGUUUUCAUGGUCGUUCAUCUCAAGAUAAAAUUCAUUUAUAUCAAGCUUUUAAAGCUCCUACUCAUGUUUUACGUGCCAUAAUGGUUGGUCAGAGAUGGAAUGAAGGGGAUGAACAACUUCACUCAGAUAUAAUGGUGCCCACUUUAUUGAUCUAUGGAAACAAUGACAAGCUAGUUACCAUGGAAGAGGAGAUGCAUAUGAAUCAGACUAUUUAUGGCUCAACCCUGGAAGUUUUGGAUGAUGUAGGACACAUGGUAAUGCUAGAAUGUAGCCAGAGGGUGAACGAACUCAUUAGGCAAUUCCUCUGUCGCGAUGUUUCAACAAAAUCUGAUCAGUUAAUAGCAAAUCAAAGUGAACCUGGAUUGGAUGGUGCAUGUUAAGACAAAUCCAAUAACUAUACACAAUUUUCAAUCCUGUUUUACUUUCUGAGGAAUGUAAAAUUAGCAAGUCUGGAGAGUUCUUGUUGGCAAAUGCUAAGCAUUCUUCAUCUUGUACCUUCCAAAACUGACAUACUAUUGUCAACAAUCAUGAUCAAUAUUUCAUGAACAUGAGCAAUUCAAAAGCAAGCUUAUUAUUAGAUGCACAAUUAAAUAGUUUCAUGUCCUAGGAUUUAUUCUCUAUCAAAAUUCUGUAAACAUUCAUUGAUUUCACAAGGCUAUAAUUAUGGGUUGUACAAAUAUCAAUAGAAUGACUUUACCCAUAGACUACAGUAAUGCAACCCACAUUUAAUCAUUCCUCAUAAAAAUGUUGUACAUUUAGGCUGUAAAGUUUUUAUUAAUUGAUUAUGUACAAAGAUACAUAUGAUUACAUAUGCAUUUUAACGCCUACAA